AGUACACAUGUCUCUACAGGGCUCACUACCUCUACUGGAUUUAAUAUUGUUGUCUGGAGAAGAAAGGCUAGAGCUUUUUAUACUGUAGAUGCCGGGCAGAAGAGUAAAGCUCCUUUACAUGUGUAGGCCUAGUGACUGAGUGUAAAGAAGCAGUAUCAGCUUGUACAAAGUGGGCGCAGUGCUUUGUACUCAUGGAGCACUUGAACCCAUCUCUCGGGCAGCUCAGAGACUUCAAGAAAGACGAUUUUGAGACAGACUGGAUUAAGGUGUCGGAAUGCAGAUUUGGCCAGGUGUACCAAGCAAAGCUGAAAAUGUGGCGGGAAAAGUGUGCUGUGAAGACCAUUGACAGACAGUCUUGGAGACAAAUAAUCAAUGAAGUGUCAGGGAUUGCAAAAGUGAAAUUCAAGUACCUGGUGUCCGUGUACGGCCUGUGCAGCGAGGCAACUGGCAUAGUGAUGGAAUACAUGAGUAAUGGUUCCCUCAACAAUCUGCUGGCAAGCCACACACUGACAUGGCCAAAGAAGUUCCAGAUGAUUCACGAGACAUCCAUGGGCAUGAAUUUCCUUCACAGCAUCAAACCACCAUUACUCCACCUCAACCUGAAGACGUCAAACCUCCUGCUGGACGAUCAUCUCCAUGUCAAGAUUUCAGAUUUCAGUUUAAUCCGCUGGGAUAAGAGUCUGAGCAAGAAGUCGUUUAUGGAGCACCUGACAGCCAGAGGGAACAUAAGUUACAUCCCUCCUGAGACAUUCACUACCAGCCCUGAGCCUCCUGGAACUGCCUUCGAUGUGUACAGCUUUGGAGUGGUGAUGUGGGAAAUCCUGACUCAGCAAAAACCAUAUGCAGGGAGCAGUGUGACGACAGUGCUCGUGCAGGUGGCACAGGGGAAGAGGCCCAGUCUGGAGAUUCUACCUGAACAUAAACCACAGGAGUGUGAGCCCCUCAUCAGCAUCAUGCAACAGUGCUGGGACCAGGACCAAAGCAAGAGACCACCAUUCUCAGACACUGUAGUGAAAACUGAGGCUCUCAGUGAAGUCCUGAUGAUCCCUGGUCCUGUGAAAAAUGGAGGAGUGAAUCCAUGGAUUGUUCCACCUGCUCCUAAGUUGACCUCCUUCAUUUAACCACAAAUAACAUAUCUUUUCACAGAUGAUCGCUAUGGCAAGGAGACCAUUAUUUCUCUUCUGUCCAAAAAGGAUUUUGGCACUUUCAGAAAAUCUGUGAGGAGAGAAGAUGUGCGCAGACUGUUUUCAGAGAGGAAGAGUCUCCUGCACUACACUGUGGCCAGUGGAGAUGCAGAGAGUGUUAAACGUGUGCUGAGUUUGGGUGCUGAGGUCAACUGUGAGACCUCUAAAGGCAGUACACCUCUUUGCAUUGCUGUUAUAAAAAGGUUUCAUGACAUUGUUUCAUUGUUAUUGGACCAUGGAGCUGUCCCCACGGCUUCAGAUGACGAUCAGUGGACUGUGCUCCAUUUUGCUGCUCAGAAUGGAGAUGACAGGACAGUGCGCCUCCUUCUGGACAAAGGGGCGGAGGCGGGGGCCAAAGAAAAGGCCGGAUGGACACCUCUCCACUUGGCCUGUCAGAACGGGCACGAGGCUGUGGUACGUCUGCUGCUCACACGUAUGUCAGACAAGGCAGUGGGAGGGCGGGAGGGGCGGGGGCGGACUCCUCUCCACCUGGCCUCAAUCUAUGGACAUCUAAAUAUUAUCAAGCUGCUCCUCACCAAAGGAGCGGACCCCAACGCUGCUGACGUCUCUCUCUCCACUGCCCUGCACUUGGCCUCAGAGGAGGGACACAACAGGGUGGUACGGCACCUGCUCAAGUGUGGGGCUAAUAUUGACAGUGCAGACAACAGAGGCUAUACUCCACUUCACCUGGCUGCUAUGAGGGGGCACACAGGCAUCUGCAGGCAACUACUGUCAAACAAGGCCUGCCCUAACUCCAGGACUCUACAGGGCUGGACCCCCAUGCACCUGGCUGCACUCAAAGGACAUGAGGCCACUGUGACUGAGCUAAAGAGCCAGGGCGGGGCAGUGGAUGAGCAGGGGGAGAAAGGAUGGACACCUCUGCAUCUCGCCUGUCAUCAAAGUGAGUGUCUGGUGGUGGAAAAGCUCCUGGCGGCUGGAGCAAACCCCAACAUGGCAGAGGACAGUGAGGGCUGGACCCCCCUUCAUGUGGCCUGUACCAGUGUGAGCUUCCCCUGCGUCCUACACCUGAUUUCACAUGGUGCAGAUGUGAAUGUGUUGAGCAGUGGGAAAGUCACACCUCUCCAUGUGGCAGCUAAGCACGGCUGUGUACCCAUAGUCAAGGCUCUGCUGCUCAAUGGGGCAAACACUUCUGCACUGGACUCAUCAGGGUCCUCUGCCUUAACUGUGGCACAGAGGAACGACAAGUGGGAAAUAGUGCAACUAUUGGAGAAGAGAUGCUAAUCGCUCUGUGGCUCCCAAAUCAACUAAACUCGUGUUACCUCCAUCAUAGUCUAGUUCUUAGUUUGCCUGAAGUACAUCACUCAAAUUUUUAUGGAAGAUGCUACAGGCAAAAAUAUUUUUCAAUGUUUUUGUUUUUUGAUCAGUUUGGUCAACAUAGAAGCUUUUUAUGUGGAAACGACAAAAUCAUCCAACCUGCACAGAUGUUGCACUAUUUCAGUGAUUCAACUUUCAUCCAAGUAUAAAUGGGAGGUUUUAAAUUCAAAGUCUGUUCACUAAAAUACAAGAAUGAUCCCUUCCAUCCAAUCUUGUACUAAAACCCAAUUAUGAUGGAUCAUACAGAAAGAUACGCUGUUGAUAUUUAAUUCUAAGAUGAACUUAUUAAAGUUUUAACCCCAUUUAUUUAUUUAUUUAUUUUUAGUACUUUUUAUCCAGUUUACUCAAAUACUAAAUAAGACAAAAUCUCCUCCUGUGUAUUUAGAAUCUAAUAUGUCAAAAAAAUUAGGCAAGAAACUUAAAUCUGGCUCUGUCCAUUUUUCUAAUUCAUGUGUCCCAAAUAUGGCAGAUCUUGGUCAUUUGUUCACAUAAAAUGGAUUAUUAUAUGAAAACAUAAUAUGAUUAUAAACUUGUAAUACAUUUUCCCACUUACUUUUAUGUACAUAAACCGCAGAAGAUGUUUAAAUUUAUAUCUCUAAAUGUAAGAUUACUAUAUUCUUCUGCAGUGUCUUACCUUAACAUGACUUGUAUUUACAGUAGGUUGCUGUGAAUUAUCAAUGUUAAAGUAGGUAAAAAAGGUUUUAUAAACAAAAAACAAUUUUAAAGAGAUAUUUGAAAAACUACCCAGGAGAAAACAAAUUACAUUAUUUGCCUUGUCCAUGCUGUAAUGAAAUAUAUUCAUGCCCCUUAUUUAUUAAACAUGUUUAUUCUCA
Boleophthalmus pectinirostris (great blue-spotted mudskipper) is the source of this 3352-nucleotide messenger RNA. It is a transcript of the gene ankk1, whose product is annotated as ankyrin repeat and kinase domain containing 1. Gene Ontology annotation, molecular function: protein kinase activity; protein binding; ATP binding. Gene Ontology annotation, cellular component: cytoplasm. The transcript is spliced from 8 exons. NCBI's taxonomy places the organism in Eukaryota, Metazoa, Chordata, Actinopteri, Gobiiformes, Gobiidae. Gene Ontology annotation, biological process: regulation of cell cycle process; protein phosphorylation. The record is from RefSeq and is a predicted model, not a curated record.